Messenger RNA from Peromyscus eremicus (cactus mouse), 1906 nucleotides. It is a transcript of the gene Rnf220, whose product is annotated as ring finger protein 220. Gene Ontology annotation, molecular function: metal ion binding; ubiquitin protein ligase activity. Bases 92 to 1018 code for a protein of 308 amino acids. The transcript has 11 exons. The record is from RefSeq and is a predicted model, not a curated record. Gene Ontology annotation, biological process: protein ubiquitination. Lineage: Eukaryota; Metazoa; Chordata; Mammalia; Rodentia; Cricetidae.
GGGCUGCCGCGGGGCCCAGAGCGCCAGAGGCUGGGGCUGGAGCGGCACCGCGCGGCGGCCGCGGGGUCCCGUUAAAGCAGCCCCGGCGGCUAUGCCGAGGGCCCGGAGCGGCCGGCGGAGCAGGGGGGCCGGCGGGAGGGAGGAAACCUUCCUGCGAGUGCGAGCCAACCGGCAAACCCGACUGAAUGCUCGGAUUGGGAAAAUGAAACGGAGGAAGCAAGAUGAAGGGCAGGUAUGUCCCCUGUGCAACCGCCCCCUGGCAGGAUCGGAGCAGGAGAUGAGUAGGCAUGUGGAGCAUUGCCUUUCUAAGAGGGAAGGCUCCUGCGUGGCUGAGGAUGAUGCUGUGGACAUCGAGCAUGAGAACAGCAACCGCUUUGAGGAGUAUGAAUGGUGUGGGCAGAAGCGGAUACGGGCCACCACACUCCUGGAAGGUGGCUUCCGAGGCUCUGGCUUCGUCAUGUGCAGUGGCAGAGAGAACCCCGACAGUGAUGCAGACCUGGAUGUGGAUGGAGAUGACACUCUGGAGUAUGGGAAACCGCAAUACACAGAGGCCGAUGUCAUCCCUUGCACAGGAGAAGAGCCUGGUGAAGCCAAGGAGAGAGAGGCACUCCGGGGCGCAGUCCUAAAUGGUGGCCCCCCCAGUACCCGCAUCACACCCGAGUUCUCUAAAUGGGCCAGCGAUGAGAUGCCGUCCACCAGCAAUGGUGAAAGCAGCAAGCAGGAGGCCAUGCAGAAGACCUGCAAGAACAGUGACAUUGAGAAAAUCACUGAAGACUCAGCUGUAACUACAUUUGAGGCCCUGAAGGCUCGUGUCAGGGAGCUGGAACGGCAGCUAUCUCGGGGGGACCGAUACAAAUGCCUCAUCUGCAUGGACUCCUACUCGAUGCCCCUAACGUCCAUCCAGUGUUGGCAUGUGCACUGUGAAGAGUGCUGGCUGCGGACCCUGGGUGCCAAGAAGCUCUGCCCUCAGUGCAACACCAUCACAGCGCCUGGAGACCUGCGGAGGAUCUACUUGUGAGCUAGCCAUCCUGGCAGGCCUUGCCUCGAGCAGCCCCACCUGCCCCAGCCUCUGUGACAGUGAACCCCUUUCCCUUUGUACAUAAUUGCACACAGGUUCCCCGUGUACAUACAUGCACAUACACACCCAAACACACCUAUAGGACUCUGGAGCCAGAGUGGAGCAGCCCUGCCUGCUUGCUCCUUCUGAACUUGAGGACCAUGCCUCUCUUGGCGAUUUCCAGUGUGGGGCAGGAAGGUAGGGAUGGGGAGUAGCGGGGCAAGGCUCCUGAGAUCCGUCCCCUGGACUGACUGACGGACAUGCAAACACCAGACUGAAGCACAUGUAAUAUAGACUGUAUGUUUACAAUGUUGUGUAUAAACGGGACAUUUUUGCCCUCCACCGCCUCCCCUUUGGUUGUAUGAUUUUUUUUAAUGACUCUUGGAAGCAGUGCCCCCUUCAGGGCUGGCUGGGGGCUCGGCCCAUCCACCUCUUAAGGUGCCUGUCUGCCUUUCCCUCUCCCAUGGCAUCCCUUCCCCUUCCCUUUCCAUGUGCUCGGUGUUCAGUGGUGUAUAUUUCUUCUCCCAGACAUGGGCCAUGUGCCCCAAGGGAUAUGAUCCUCUCCUUAGUCUUAGCUCAUGGGGCUCAUUUUGAGGAGCUGGGGGUAGGGUGGACAGUGGGACCGAGCAGAAACAGAGGCUGCAGUCAGGCUGGCUGAGGGUGCCUGGCUGCCCAGCCUGCUGUUGAGAGCAACUCCUGGGAGUAGAAUGGUGCUCCCAGGGAAGUGCUGUCUCCCUUGCCCUCCCGUGGGCCCUGUGGUGUGAUGCUGUGUCUGUAUAUUCUAUACAAAGGUACUUGUCCUUUCCCUUUGUAAACUACAUUUGACAUGGAUUAAACCAGUAUAAACCA